Messenger RNA from Heterobilharzia americana, 216 nucleotides. NCBI's taxonomy places the organism in Eukaryota, Metazoa, Platyhelminthes, Trematoda, Strigeidida, Schistosomatidae. The record is from the annotation of a GenBank genome assembly.
AUGACAAUAAAAGAUGCUUAUCAAAUGGCUUGGGAAGAAUUAUUAAUUACUGAAAAAGCAUAUAUUGGAAUUUUACAAGAUGUUUAUAAUGUGGUUACAAUGAAUAGGAAUAUUGAAGAUAAUAGAUAUAUCAGUGUCACUCGAGUACCUCAUACAUUGUUGAGAGAAAAGUUACUUGGCAAUUGGUUUGAAUUACUUUCUUUUCAUAAAAAGUAA